Molecule: messenger RNA, 1758 nt
Organism: Syngnathus acus (greater pipefish)
Lineage: Eukaryota; Metazoa; Chordata; Actinopteri; Syngnathiformes; Syngnathidae
Gene: exosc6
Product: exosome component 6
Exons: 2
Coding region: 51-875 (274 amino acids)
Biological process (GO): rRNA catabolic process; nuclear mRNA surveillance; U4 snRNA 3'-end processing
Cellular component (GO): nuclear exosome (RNase complex); nucleolus; cytoplasmic exosome (RNase complex)
Source: RefSeq, a predicted model, not a curated record
UAGUGCUGGACCUAUUCACGUGCCGCUUCUGUUGUUAAAACUGCACCACCAUGCCCGUUGACAACAAACGAGUUCGCGGCCCAGAGCUCUCGCAAAGUCCGUCUUUGUUCGCGUGCAAGCCAGCGGCGGUUUUCUCCUCGCACGGCCCCCGUGCAGAUGGCCGACAGCGGGACCAGGUUGACGUCCGGCCCGUUUUUGUCAGGUGCGGGCUCGUGAGUCAAGCUAAGGGUUCCGCGUACAUGGAGGCUGGAGACACCAAGUUGAUGUGCUGCGUUUAUGGUCCCAGAGAAACGGAGCGUAAAGAUGACACCGAUAUGAAGUGUGGAAGGUUGACAACAGACAUGCGGUUUGCCCCAUUUUCUUGCCCGGAGAGAGGCUCCUGGAUUCAAGGGAGUCAGGAUAAGGACUUCUCUUUGAUGCUGCAUGAAAGUCUGCAGCCCGCCUUGUGCCUCCACAAAUACCCUCGCUCUCAGAUAGAGGUCUACGUGAUGGUUCUUGAACACAGCGGCUCAGUUCUUGCGCACGCCGUCACCUGCGCGUCCCUUGCGCUAGCAGAUGCGGGAAUCGAAAUGUACGACCUGGUGCUCGGCUGCGCCAUCCGCCAGGACGGGGGCUCUUACGUGGUUGACCCAACAUAUGCGGAAGAAAACGGAAGCGGUUCGCCCAGUGGUGACAAUCAGGGAAGACUGACCGUUGCAUUCCUCCCUAGCUUGAACCAGGUGUCUGGGCUGCAGUCGGAUGGAGAAAUGACCGAAGAGACUCUCUCUGCUGGGGUGCGCACCUGCAUUGAGGGUUGCUAUAAGAUCUAUCCAGUCAUCCAACAAGCUCUGGCCAAGGCAGUGCGAAGGGCAGCCCCCCCACCAUCAGAGAGCUGAUAGAAGUUGUACUUUUCUGGGUCAAUAUUGCUAUAAAGUGCUUUUGAUGUCAUUAAAAAUCACACAGUCAUCAUGAAAAGUUAGGAAGUCUUAUAAUUGACCAAAGUGUCCACAAAUAAUUUGACUAAAAACAUCAUUUUCUGCAUAUUAUAUUUUUUAUAACUGAACGUUUUUCUCUGUCUUAGAAACUGUCAUCUUGGAAUAACUGGUGGUCAUAAUUGCCUCUUUAAGAAACUUUCUCAUGUUUUCAUGCACAUUAUGACCACCAUUUUAUCUUUCUGCAAAUGAGGCUCAAAUUGUUUGGUUGUACAAUAAAUAUUUACGUUUAUGCUUUGAAAUUAUUCUCAUAUAACAUGAAAACAAUUUCAAUAGUUUCGUUGGCGGUUGUCAAGCUUGGCGUGUCCACUCUCAUAGUAUAGUAUCAAAUGAUGUAAAAAUAUUUUAGAAAUUCAAAAUUUAUUUGUUAAACAAGCUACAGUCAGAUUGCUAAAAGAAUCAUGUUUCCAAGUGAAGGUAUAUCAUGUGCUCCACAAAAAAAAAGGCCACGCUGUCAACAACCUGACAUAAUUUACUGUUUGCGUGAACAUUGUCUGUGUGCAGUUGACUUAUUUGAAAACAAUUAUGGGAGCUUGUCCAAUAUGAAUUUCUAACAGCAUAAGGAAUACUUAAUACAAUGAAUAUUAAGUUCAAUCUCAACAUUUAUGGAGGUAAAAUGGUGCUUUAUAAGGAUAUUGAUUUCUAAAAAUAUACCAAUCGGGAAUAAUUGCAUUUAAUUUGUAUGUUUUGAUGCCAUGUCAAGUUGAUUUGAGGGGCAGAGUGUAGCCAUUAACUGAGACUUAAUUAUUACCCAAAAUUAACACAAAAAAAUAAUAAUAAAAAGGGC